Molecule: messenger RNA, 537 nt
Organism: Saccoglossus kowalevskii
Lineage: Eukaryota; Metazoa; Hemichordata; Enteropneusta; Harrimaniidae
Source: RefSeq, a predicted model, not a curated record
AUGCUGUGGUCUGCGUUCACCUUAGCUUUUUUCGGGUUUUUACGAGUUAGUGAGUUCAGUGCCACAUCAGCUUCAACAUUUGACAAUGAUAGUACCUUUCUCGGCUCAGACGUACAGCUCACAGAUGAUCUUAUCGUCACCAUUAAAGUCUCUAAUACAGACCCGUUUCGCCGUGGCCAAGUCAUCAUCAUUGCACCUACGCAGUCAUCUAUUUGUGCCGUUCGCGUGUUCCGCAACUACAACCCGGCAGCCCUCAAAGCACCAGCAUUCUGCUUCACGAACGGCAAAUUCCUUAUACAUCAAGCUGUAACAUAUCACCUUCAGGAUCUACUCCUUCGAACAGAAGUUCCAAAUGUGUCUAAUUACGCCAGUCACAGCUUCCGCAGUGGUGCAGCAACAACAGCUGCUGAGGCCAACCUCCCUGAAUGGCUGAUAAAAGUUCUGGGACGAUGGUGUAGUGACGCAUAUCAGCUGUACAUUACCACACCAACUGACAUCAUUCGUAAAGUACCAGCAACGCUUGCUCAACAUCGCUGA